Heterobasidion irregulare TC 32-1 is the source of this 1036-nucleotide messenger RNA. RefSeq lists its product as uncharacterized. Bases 32 to 1036 code for a protein of 334 amino acids. The record is from RefSeq and is a predicted model, not a curated record. Gene Ontology annotation, cellular component: mitochondrial small ribosomal subunit. The transcript has 3 exons. Lineage: Eukaryota; Fungi; Basidiomycota; Agaricomycetes; Russulales; Bondarzewiaceae. Gene Ontology annotation, biological process: positive regulation of translational fidelity. Gene Ontology annotation, molecular function: rRNA binding; structural constituent of ribosome.
CUGCACGCUUUUGCACACAACCCUCCCUGCGAUGCGGGACAUCAAUGUCUAUUCGUUUGCAAAGGCUCUGCCUCGAAUGAGCUGGUCGCGACAUAAUCUCUACAACCUCUGGCGACGCUCUCUCGGUGAACUUGCAAAGGAGACUAACUUUACGCGUACCCAAAAAACUCUUUUCCAGCAACGUUGGGCUGCAAAAUCCCUUGUUCGCGCAUAUCAUGGGGACUUCAUCAAUGAAAAGUCGUUCAAACGAUGGUACCUACCCACUACACUUCCUGAUGUGCGGUCACGGCGGCGGGUGGCAGGUGACGACACUCUCGAUUUGAAUAAGUGGGCGAAGCAAGACAAGGUUGUUGAAAAAGGCACGAAGGUUCUUCAAGAGGAUACAGAGAAUGCUCAGCUUGCACCCGUCGGGAGCAUGAUGUUCGCGGAAGUAGAACGAAGGAUUGAUGUAUUCAUCUUUCGGGCGUGUAUGGCACACAGCGUUUAUGAGGCUCGUCGAAUGGUAGUGCACGGCGAUGUACUAUUGAAUGGGCAGAAGCAUCAAAACGCCAACACACGCCUCGCACCAGGCGACAUGGUGUCCGUGAACCCAGAUGCCAUCCGUUUCCUGCAGCGCCAGGAGCCGAAGAAAGAGGAUGUUGAGUUGGAGACAGUAGAGCCGAAGAUUGAGAUUGCGGAUGAAUCGACGUCCGCCUCGGAAGGGGAACCAUCCGCAGCUUCUUCUUCUAGCCCAUCAGGCAAGCCCAAGGUACCGAACAAGCCCAAGGCGAAAAAAGACUCAGACCUUACGCCAUUCAACCUCCCCCCUUUUGCAUCGCCUUUUAUCUUCAUCCCGGCAUAUAUCGAACCCUCUUUUGCAACAUGCUCCGCAAUUUACGUUCGCCACCCGACUGCGCGUCCAGGCUACUCAGAAGUCCCGACUCCAUAUGAUGCGGAUGGUGAAGUUGUGCGGCUGGCUUGGGAGUGGUAUUCGAAGGUGCGGCCGAGAAUGCGGAGCAAGAGGCAGCUGGCUCGCAUGCCUGAGAAUAGACAUUAG